AGAGAGCAAUCAUCUUCUCACCACUCGCCACAAGCCUCGAAUGUGAUCUCAUUAACCACAAUUUCAUGCACAGGGACCCCAAAACGGUGAAAAACUCAAAAGAGCACAGUGGCAACAUCGUUCUUACCCACCCUACAGAUUCGAUUGAUUCAGUCCUACCCUAAUAAGGCAAUAGACCGAGUUAGUCAACACGGAGACAAUGAGCGGUUUGCUUACCAAUCACUUGAAUGGCGGGAAAUGGAGUCAGGAGGAGGAAGCCUAUGCGGAGGCGCUGAUCCUAGCCUUCAAAGCGGGAGAGAUUCCUGUUGGGGACAUUGAAGAAGGAACAAGUCUAAGGAAGUUUCUUGCUGAGAAGCUCCUUUGUUCUCCCAAGCGAGUGUCAAAGAAGUACGAAGGAACCAACUACAAUGGCAAGCAAGUUUACAUGAAGAAGACUGGGGUAUCACCAACCUCACCAACUGCCAUUGCGACGAAGGCCAGGCUGGAAGUACUGGAACGCAAGUUUCGAGAUGCCUUAGCUACGAUGCAAAAGACGGGUUCCAUUGCAAACAAGAUGGCUCAGGCUGACCCACUCCUGGAUUCCUACUCUGGUGGCAGCGGCUUCGCUGGCGUGAGAGGCUUGACGGCUUCAACGUUGCCUCCUGUAUCUUCUGCUUCGCUACUCUUUCCUCAGGUUCGGUCAACCUUUCUUGGAGGCACCAGCAGCCUGGAAUUGGCUGCCAUGCAGAGGUUCCGCUUGGACAACGCCUUUCUGCUGGGAUCAUCGUUCCCAAAUAAUCUCACGACCCUUCCCGCCGUCCGACCCCCUGCUGCUGCAUUUUCAAGCUAUGCGAGUGCCAGUGGUGGCUUGCUGGAUGCUACUAAGUUACAAACCUUGGCAGCCCUUCGCAACGCAUCGUUGGGGUCUCUACAAAUUGGAGGAUUUGGUGCUGCAACCACACCAGACACGUUCUUGAUGGAUACGAUUCUAGCCAACGCUGGUCGACUCAAACGAAGCCUUGGUGACGAGAGCACGACCGCUCCUACUGCUACUACUACUACUAGGGAGGUGAAGCGACCCAGGCACGACCCUUAGGUUUCCGUCGUCGUUGGUCUUAUCUUUGAUGACCUCGGGUUGCUGAGACCACCGCGAACUCCAUCCUGCCUUCCUCUGCUGCACUAGUACCUCUUGGAAUGGUUUGCUUUACAAAACUAAUUUACACAAAACUGCGUAACCUAAAAACCUCCUUCCUUUUACAUACCUUAGAUCUGGCUACUACUGGAGUAUGAUAGCUAAACAUGCAACCAAACUUCCACCGAGUUUUGGAGACCUAAUGCUGGCCAGGGAGGGAGCAACCUCUAUUAUCUAU
Molecule: messenger RNA, 1349 nt
Organism: Seminavis robusta
Lineage: Eukaryota; Bacillariophyta; Bacillariophyceae; Naviculales; Naviculaceae
Source: the annotation of a GenBank genome assembly